AUGAAGGACUACCACUACGUGGAUGAUUUUAUAUACAGCGGCGACAACUACGUGGAAGUCGGAAACAUCGCAACUCAGGUCAGAGACAUCCAUGCAGCAGGUGGUUUCCACAUACGCAAUUGGUCUUCGAACUCAAAGGACGUCCUACGAAUACUAAAGAGCGAUUCGCUACUCCCCGAAGCUGUCGAAAUUACCGCAACAGAAAAGGUACUCGGCUUAUAUUGGAUGCCGAACUCCGACGUAUUCACAUUCAUCUGCAAGUUCGCCAGGCUGAAGCGCAACGUUUUAGACAGCGACAAAACACCAACCAAACGCGAGCUCUUGCAAGUACUUAUGUCAAUGUACGACCCACUCGGCUUCAUCUCAUGCUUUACAGUAGAGCUGAAAAUCCUACUGCAAGAAGUCUGGAGAAGCGGCAUUGGCUGGGAUGCUGGUUUGCCCGACGCAUUGUUACCCAAAUGGAUACGAUGGAAACGGAUCCUUACAACAAUCGCCGGAUUGACCAUCCCGAGAUGUUAUUUCAACAGCAGCGAUCAAAUCCAUGAUGUCCAGUUACACACGUUCGUUGACGCCAGCGAAUUGGCAUACGCAGCAGUCUGCUACCUUCGGAUACGCCAGGGGGAAAGAACCUACCUCAGCUUCGUGGCCUCCAAGGCGAAAGUGGCACCGUUGAGUCCACUAUCUAUACCAAGGAUGGAACUGCAGGCCGCAGUUAUCGGAGCAAAGCUGAGCAACCGAAUCCAACGCAAUCCAAGAUUGUCAAUUAACUCGAGUUGUUAUUGGUCCGACUCAAAGACUGUUCUCAAAUGGCUUCGUAUGGAUCCACGAAAGUUUCAGCAAUUCGUCAUGCACCGCGUGGGCGAAAUACUGGAAUUCACAAACGUUAGCCAAUGGAACUGGGUUCCAACCAACCUUAACCCUGCAGAUCUUGCUACUAAAACAAACAACGCCAAUAAAUAUAAAACUUGGCUACACGGUCCAGACUAUUUGCUGCAGGAUCAACACGAGUGGCCAAAAUGCGAUGAUUUGGGGCCACCAAACAAUGCUGAAGUCAGGCAUAACAUACUCUUCAUCGACAAUUCGCCGAUGGAGCUAAAACUUAACGCGGAAUAUUUUUCCGACUGGCGCAGGCUAUAUCGAGCUUUAGCGCGCUUUAUUCUCUACAUUGAGAAACUGAAAGCGAAACAAAAGAAGGCAUCGCCACCUACAGAGGUGUCUUACGAGAUGAUUCAGCAGGCACGCACACUCCUACUGCGGCAUGCGCAGUCAUCUGAAUUCAACCCAGAAAUUCGCAACUUAACGAGAGGCUGGCUGCCCUACCAACGUCCCUUCACUUACGUCGGUAUCGACUACUUCGGGCCCUUCUUGGUUGCU
This is a messenger RNA of Drosophila willistoni, 1374 nucleotides long. RefSeq lists its product as uncharacterized. The record is from RefSeq and is a predicted model, not a curated record. NCBI's taxonomy places the organism in Eukaryota, Metazoa, Arthropoda, Insecta, Diptera, Drosophilidae. The transcript is spliced from 2 exons. The annotation marks the transcript as partial.